This is a messenger RNA of Menidia menidia (Atlantic silverside), 6360 nucleotides long. NCBI's taxonomy places the organism in Eukaryota, Metazoa, Chordata, Actinopteri, Atheriniformes, Atherinopsidae. The record is from the annotation of a GenBank genome assembly.
GUCAAUGACCCCACCUCCAAAUUUUCAGAUGGCAAAUCCGCAUGUCAGGGACACAAAGGCCUUGAACUCCCGCCACUGAUUGAAGACUGGACCAAGGAGCAUGUAAAGGACUGGCUUGUUUUUACUCUAAGAGUUUCAAAGAAAAUUGCAGAGCAUCUCUAUGAUCAAGAGUUAUCAGGAGCAUGCUUGGCAUCCUAUGAGAAACAGGACUUAUACGACCUAGGAGUUCCAAAGGCUCCAGCAAUACAAAUCAUGAGACAGGUGGAGAAGUUAAGGAAAUAUAUGGAGACAUCCGAGUCCCCUUUUAGGAGUGAUUUUGAACUCAGACAGAGUGACAACUGGAAUAGUUCAGAAAUGUCAGAAAAUAUGGAUGAGUAUGUCGAAACUGAAACAGUGUCAUCAGAUUCAGGUUUUCAGAGUUCCAGCCCUGCAGUGCAAAUGUUGCAGAUUGCUAGAAACAAAAUAAGAUCUGUUAUAAAUCAAACGAGUGACAUCGAAUCUAAUUUGGUCAUUCCUAGCAACACAACUUCUCCACAACCACAGAGAAGAACGUGUCAGAUCAGGCCCUUUGACAAAAGCUACCCCUCCAUCUUCUACAUAGAAAAUGACACCCUUCCACCUGAGGCUGGUCCAAGUAAUCUACUUGACCCUAUUCACGAAUACCACCUUUUACCGAGUCCAGAUGAAGUCAGUGAAAGAGAGAUCCUUUAUGAAUUCACAAAGGAAGUGUUCAGUUUUGCUGCCAGCUGCAUGAAUUCACGAACCAAUGGAACAAUUCAUUUUGGGGUGAAGAGCCAACCAGACUCACAGCAUGGUCAAGUAGCUGGACACAAGAUCACUUCUUUUGAGGGAUACAACCAGGAAUUUCAAUCAUCUCUGAGUGAAUUCUUUCAGGAGCAACACAUAAAUGCUGCUAGAAUGUGCAUCAGACCCCCUAAUUACAUACCAGUUCACCAUGAAGAUGGCACAUCGACAGACAGAUGGGUUAUUGAGGUUGAUGUGGUCCCAGCAUAUCUACAAACUCAGGACAGUACUUUCUAUACUCAAUUAAAUAUUGCAUCAACAGAAAACAAACAACAAUGUGAAACCGAAUGCCUCUUUGUCAGGGAUGGCCCAAGAUCAGUCAACAUUCUAGCAGAUACGAAUUCCCGGGUCGUUCAGGAGAAGCUCAAACGCUUUACUGAUAAUAUCAAGAAUGUGGUUUCAGCACGAAAAUCAGCAGAGGAAAAGCCAGAGAAAAGGUCUCCUCAAAGCAACCAAGGGCAAAGACUAAAGCAGCUAAUAACACGUGGAGGAGAUGCAUUUGAAAGUUCCCUUCAGGUUAUUAUGGUUACCGACAAAUGCCACUCGUGCCAUCUGGAGCAUAUGGAUUUUUUGAAAGACCUGAGGUUGUUUGCUGUGCUUGACUUUGAUCCCGAGUCAGAUAUAAAUGGAACAUGCAGCUUUUACAAAACAGAUCGCAUUGCUAAUCUGCAUUACCCAUACAUGUACACCACUCAGGAUAGUUUAACUGUAGUCAUGGGAAAACUGAACUUGUUUAAGCAAACAAGCUGGGUUUUCUGCAAUGGGAGGAAGAAUGAAGAAAAUGAGACGGACAAGCCCUUAACACCUGGUGAAUGGCUGAAGAGACGCUCUGGGGAAAUCAGCAACAUGGUUAACUUCCUUGGCAAUCCUGAUUUGAUUUCAAAAGAGAAACUCCUAGUUGUGUUUGUUCUUCACUCAGCAGUAACUGACGUCUCUAGCCCGUUUUUGGAGACAUUCUGUGCUAUCCACCGGACACUGGAGGGAGUUGACAACAUGCUGUGUAUAUGCAAAGACUCAACUGUAUUUAGUCACUGGAAACAGCUGAUAGAGGUUCGCUGUAAGGAAGACAUUACCAGCAAAUGUAUCUAUGAACUGAGUCUGAAUGAGAUAUCCAGCACUGUGAAAAAACUUAAAGAACCUCAAAGACAGUCCUCCCAAAGAUUCCUGCCAUCCACAGGCUCAAGCUCAGUUGUGCUGACCAAAAAAGAUGAAGAACUUUUUACAGUUCUGGACAUUCUGAGUGAAAAUGAAUGUGAGAACACCGAAAUUGAAAACAGCGAGAACUUCCAUGACUUCAAGAAGAAAACUGAAGAGGAUUUUUAUAGAGGAGGACAAGUAACCUGGUGGAACUUUUACCUGUCUGAAAACACAGGUUGCCUGCCAUUCAUCAAGCGGGACAAAUACAAUGAGCUGUAUGAUCUGAUCACACCAGUUGGAUAUCACACACAGCCGUGUGUUAUGAUCAACCUCUUCCAUCACCCAGGAUGUGGGGGGACAACUCUGGCAAAGCAUGUUUUGUGGAACUUGAGGAGAAAAUUCAGAUGUGCGUCUGUUAAAAACAACACAGCAACAAACAAUGAAAUUUCCAACCAAGUUGGCAACCUCCUCAGAUUGGGAAAACAAGACCAGCCAGGCUACACACCCGUACUCCUCCUGGUGGACAACUGGGAGGAUGUUGAGGAUCUAAAGCAGUGCAUUAUUGCCAGUAACUGGAGGCCCUAUAAUAGUCUCAUGGUUAUCAUACUGAACUGUGAGAGGACUCAAUUUCCUGAGCCGAAUGCUAGAAAUAGUCACAUAGCCAAUGUGUUCAUUACCAACAAGUUGUCUGCCAAAGAACAAAGUAAGUUUUCUGAGAAACUUAUACAAAUGAAGGAUGACCAUGCGGAGCCUGACACGUUCUAUGCCUUCAUGAUCAUGGCAAAUAACUUUAGUGAGACUUACAUCGGAAAUCUAGUCAGUAACAUUAUCAAAGAUAUCGACACUUCAACACCACAGGGCAGGUUGUAUGCCUUUCUUUCUUUGCUAAACACAUUUGUCAAUGGAUCAUACAUGUCACUCUCUUUAUGUGAAGAGUUAAUCGUCAUUGACAUUUUGCAUUGUGACCGAAUCUACAAAUGCUGCAUGGGAAAAGAUUUCCUGGUCCACAACAUCCAAAGCAUGCUCAUCACACGCCACAGAAAAGAACAAGGGAAUGAAAAAGACACUCUGUUCUCUCCUUUGGUUGAAAGGAUUGCUGAAGAGGAAGGACCGGAAAAAAUAAAAGAAGUCCUGGAGAAAGCCAUCGAAAGAUUUGACAGAAGUGCAACACUGCCACAGGCACUGGCAAGAUAUUUCUACUUAAAAGAAAAAGACUUUGGUUCUGCCCUCUAUUGGGCUCAGGAUGCACAACGGAAAAUGUCAAAUUCAUACAUCGCAGAUACAGUUGGACAGAUUUACAAGAGCCAAUUCAAAAAUAAACUAGAAGAUUCUAAGCCUCUCACACCUGAAUCACUUGACGAAUGCCUAACUUUAUGUUCCAAAGCUGUGAAAGCAUUCCAGGAGUCUCAGGAGCUCGCCAAAACAGAUCAACAAGUAGACCAUUUUGAUCUGCACGGCGUAAGGAGACCAAAGAGCUACAAUACAGCAGGUUACGUUGGAGAGACUGAAGUCAUGAUAACCUUACUUGACAUCAUCAAAGAUAUUUUUGAAGUCAAUUACAAACUUCAAAAUGAUACAAUUUUACAAGUUCUCAAAGGUCACAACUCUGUGAGCAAUUUACGUUGUGACCCCGGGAACACAACCAUGUGUCGGUUUGUGACGGUCCUGGCAAGCCAUGAGAGAUUUCUGACCUCCCUAAAGCCAAGGCUGAAGGACAUUUUCAAUUUCUUCGAGAACUACUUCACAUACCUAAGGCCUAGGUCACGGGAAAGGGAAACAGCUGAUGAAAAACACAAAAGAAAACUGUCAGAGUUCUUCAGAAAAUAUUUGCAAAUAUUCAGUCAGUCAGAAGAGGAGAGAUUAAAUGAAAAAGCAAGAAACCCAAAUUUGAGUCUCAGUCAAGAGCUGGUGGACCACAGGUACUACCUGGAAACAAAGAGAGCAGACUCUUUUGCUGGACUUUUGCAGUGCUUGAGUGACAAAAACAGGGUGGAAAUGGAACACAUUCUCAAAAAUUGGAAAUUCAUCUUUGACAACACACCCUCCAGAUCCCUGUUAGAUACAGUCAACUUCAUUUUGGCAAACAUAGUGAUGCACUCCAUCAAUCCCUCUUCAAAAUGUUUAAAAAAAUAUGAAGAGUUAGUCGAUCUUCUGAACAAAGAACUACAAAAAGAAGGCACCCGUUCACGUUUCACAGAGUUGUAUUACCUGUCCAUGCUGCUCAUGUGGCCCACAAAAGAUAGAAAACUUGAAAGUUUUCCAACCUACUCACAUGUUAGCACAUACAUCACAUCAACUAAGAAAUCUUUCCAUCGGCGCUUUUCACACAUGUUUCCAGCAAGGAGUGCCAUUGCUCAUUUCUUUCUUGGUAAUUCCUCUGGACUAAGGCGAAUAGUUUCCAAAGUGAAACUUGACCAAAUGGUCUGUGUUCGAGGACAGAGCAAUCUGCACAAUCUCUGGCAGAGUGGAGCAGCUUGGAAUGUUCCAGAGGUUCAGAAAGAGCUGUUACGGAUCAAAGGGAAAUUGGAAAAAGGAGAGAUUUUUGUGAACUAUGGCGGCAGCCUAAAUAUGUUUGUGCGUCCAGUUUACUUAGGGGACAUCCGAAGUGGGUACAGUCGGGAGGAAGUAUCCUUUUACCUUGGUUUCACAAUGGAAGGACCUAUCGUCAUUGACAUUUUGCAUUGUGACCGAAUCUACAAAUGCUGCAUGGGAAAAGAUUUCCUGGUCCAGAACAUCCAAAGCAUGCUCAUCACACGCCACAGAAAAGAACAAGGGAACGAAAAAGACACUCUGUUCUCUCCUUUGGUUGAAAGGAUUGCUGAAGAGGAAGGACCGGAAAAAAUCAAAGAAGUCCUGGAGAAAGCCAUCGAAAGAUUUGACAGAAGUGCAACACUGCCACAGGCACUGGCAAGACAUUUCUACUUAAAAGAAAAAGACUUUGGUUCUGCCCUCUAUUGGGCUCAGGAUGCACAACGGAAAAUGUCCAAUUCAUACAUUGCAGAUACAGUUGGACAGAUUUACAAGAGCCAAUUCAAAAAGAAAAUAGAAGAUUCUAAGCCUUUCACACCUGAAUCACUUGACGAAUGCCUCACUUUAUGUUCCAAAGCUGUGAAAGCCUUCCAGGAGUCUCAGGAGCUCGCCAAAACAGAUCAACAAGUAGACCAUUUUGAUCUGCACGGCGUAAGGAGACCAAAGACCUACAAUACAGCAGGUUACGUUGGAGAGACUGAAGUCAUGAUAACCUUACUUGACAUCAUCAAAGAUAUUUUUGAAGUCAAUGACAAACCUCAAAGAGAUCAAAUUUUACAAGUUCUCAAAGGUGACAAGGUGAGCAAUUUACGUUUUGACCCCGACAACACAACCAUGUGUCGGUUUGUGACGGUCCUGGCAAGCCAUGAGAGAUUUCUGACCUCCCUAAAGCCAAGACUGAAGGAAAUUUUCAAUUUCUUUGAGAACUACUUCACAUACCUAAGGCCUAGGUCACAGGAAAGGGAAACAGCUGAUGAAAAACACAAAAGAAAGCUGUCAGAGUUCUUCAGAAAAUAUUUGCAACUAUUCAGUCAGUCAGAAGAGGAGAGAUUAAAUGAAAAAGCAAGAAACCCAAAUUUGAGUCUCAGUCAAGAGCUGGUGGACCACAGGUACUACCUGGAAACAAAGAGAGCAGACUCUUUUGCUGGACUUUUGCAGUGCUUGAGUGACAAAAACUGGGUGGAAAUGGAACACAUUCUCAAAAAUUGGAAAUUCCUCUUUGACAACACACCCUCCAGAUCCCUGUUAGAUACAGUCAACUUCAUUUUGGCAAACAUAGUGAUGCACUCUAUAAAGCCCUCUUCAAAGUUUUUAAAAAAAUAUGAAGAGUUGGUCGAUCUUCUGAACAAAGAACUACAAAAAGCAGGCACCUAUUCGCAUUUCACAGAGUUGUAUUACCUGUCCAUGCUGCUCAUGUGGCCCACAAAAGACAGAAAACUUGAAAGUUUUCCAACAUACACACAUGUUAGCACAUACAUCACAUCAACUAAGAAAUCUUUCCAUCGGCGCUUUUCACACAUGUUUCCAGCAAGGAGUGCCAUUGCCCAUUUCUUUCUUGGUAAUUCCUCUGGACUAAGGCGAAUAAUUUCCAAAGUGAAACUUGACCAAAUUUUGGUCAGUGUUCAAGGACAGAGCAAUCUGCACAAUCUCUGGCAGAGUGGAGCAGCUUGGAAUGUUCCAGAGGUUCAGAAAGAGCUGUUACGGAUCAAAGGGAAAUUGGAAAAUGGAGAGAUUUUUGUGAACUAUGGCGGCAGCCUAAAAAUGUUUGUGCGUCCAGUUUACUUAGGGGACAUCCGAAGUGGGUACAGUCGGGAGAAAGUAUCCUUUUACCUUGGUUUCACAAUGGAAGGACCUGUGGCAUAUAACAUUAAGUAUGAAAAUGACCCAUGA